Danaus plexippus (monarch butterfly) is the source of this 2849-nucleotide messenger RNA. RefSeq names its product endoplasmic reticulum metallopeptidase 1-like. Gene Ontology annotation, molecular function: metalloexopeptidase activity. Bases 146 to 2791 code for a protein of 881 amino acids. Lineage: Eukaryota; Metazoa; Arthropoda; Insecta; Lepidoptera; Nymphalidae. Gene Ontology annotation, biological process: proteolysis. The transcript is spliced from 19 exons. The record is from RefSeq and is a predicted model, not a curated record.
UAUGACAAGUGACAACCCGUACUGUUAUGAAUAGAUACUAAGUGUUUUUAAAUUUGUUUGUACUUGCCGUUUGCAGUGCGAGGUUGUCGUUUGUGUAAACAAAACGUUGAUUAAUGUUAUGAAAUUCUUGUAAACAACAGGAAAAAUGACUUCGAGAUUUAAAAUCGAAUGUGACCUUCCAACUACCAGGGACGAUCAUGAGGAAAAACCUUCACACUCAGUGCCAAGUUUUUGCAUAUUAUUUCUACUCGGUUUCUACAUGCUGCUGGGUUUUAUAACAGGGGUCAUACAGAACGAUAUGCCGUCGGCCAUACAUGAAAAGGACAUUCCAAAAGAUGAUUGGAAGACAUUCAGCGAGGAGACAGCUGUCAAAUAUCUAUAUAGGAUACUCGGUGAUCAAGCCCGGGUAUCUGGUACUGUUUAUCACUUCGUCAAAACUAGAGAUCUGAAAUGGCUCUUAGAAGAAGUUACAGCAAAUUCAAAUUUACCUGUUCACAUUGACUGGCAAUAUGUAUCAGGUAACUAUUGGUUGGAGUUUGACCCGCCGUAUGUCAACUCAUAUGACAACGUGUCGAACAUUAUCGCGGUGCUGGAAGGGGAGAGCGGGGUGAAGGAGGGUAGUAUUGGAACAUCCAUAUUAGUCAACUGUCACUACGAUUCCGUACCUUUCGCCAUAGGUGCGUCUGAUAAUGGGAUUUUUUGUUCCGCAAUGGUCGAGAUCUUGGGCAAACUAUCCAGAAGAAAAGAGAAAUUCAAACAGAAUAUAAUCUUUUUAUUCAACGGCGCUGAAGAGAAUGUCUUGAUGGGUAGUCACGGCUUUUUAAAACAUCCCUGGGCUAGUAAUAUAAGUGCUGUCAUAAAUCUGGACUCAGCGGGUAUGAAUGGUAGACCGAGUGUUUUUCAAGUAACGAACCCCAAUAUUCUCAACCCCUACAGUAAAACCCCUAGGCCAACAGCGCAGGCUGUGGGUCAAUUCUUGUUUCAAAGCGGCAUCAUACCUUCAGACACAGACUUCAGGAUAUGGAGAGACUUCGGAAAUAUUACUGGUUUGGACAUAGCCUUCACGGAGAGCGGUCACGUGUACCACACGCGGUAUGACAAGCCGCAGCUGAUACAGGCCGGGGUCAUACAGCACGCGGGGGACAUGCUGAUGACGCUGGUGGGGGGACUCGCCGACCAGGCACACGAGCACGAACAGGACAGAUCGUCAUCCGUGUACUAUGACUACUUGAGCUUGUUCUUAGUAUCGUACAGUGAGAGAGUCUCUCAGAUCAUAGAUGGCAUGGUGGGCGCGCUCGGACUGCUCAGCGUCGUGUACUACAUGUGGCUGUUCGGACUGAGAUGGUCCGUGUUCAGGGAUCUGUUGUGUUCCUUGGCCGGCAGACUAAUUUGUAUCGUUGCUGGCGUACUAACAGUUGUAUUAUUGACACUGGCAACAAUAUUACUUGAUAUGGGUGUUGCCAGAUACAUGCAACUGAGAUACUUAUCGUAUAAGUGGCUGGUGGUGCCGCUGUAUUGGCUACCGUAUUUCACUUGCUAUAUAUUAGUCUCAUUUCUAUAUGAUGGUCGUUGCAACAACAAAGUGAAUCGUUCAAUAAAGAGCUUGCAAGCUAUGGCAGCCACCCGUCUUCUCCUGUCCGUCUUGCUGCUGGUGCUGGUCGCUUUACCGUCUUUGUCGAAAGUGCGUUAUGUGAUAACCGUGAUAGUGUUGAUGACGUCAGCGAGCUCUUUCAUCACAAUGACGAUGGUGAGGAGAUUUAGAUUGACGGGUGUCCAGCACCUCCUGCUGCAGGUGUUUCUCUCCGUUCCUCUCUCUCUCUUCCUUCUAUCUCUCUCUCUCCGUCUCUCUCCGUUUCUGUCGUCGAUCCUAGGCCGCUCGGGUACCAACUACCCCGACGUCAUGAUGGCGGGUGUCAGCGCCGCACUGGCUAUAGUCUUCGGUUUUGGCGUGUCAGGUAUCGAGUUGUUAUUCUCCAAGUCCUACAUGUCCCGUGUACUAUGUUCGUUGUUGUGUGUGUGGGUCGUGUUGUCGCUCGUGCCGAUAUCUCAGUACGGGGGCGAGGUCACACAGAGGCACUACUGGUUUCACACAAAAAUAACAACCUACAAUUCAAGUUUAGCGCCGGUCGAUGUGAAUUCGGGUGUGGUCGUAAUGAAAUUGGACCCGUACACCGUACAAUCAGCCUUAACGGCUAUAAGAGAGGGCCCGUUUUACUCCGACAGCGAGCAAACAAACGAAACAUUCAUCAAAGGAAUCAAAAUUAUCGAUGAAGAGUGCAAUGACCUCGUGAACUGCAACCUACCCUCGAUCAGACCACGGUUCGAUAAGUUCAUGAGGAACAGCCUCUUCCUCACCAUGGAACCACCGAGGGAGUUCAAUCGUUCGCUUAGCUUGGUUAACAAAUACUGCGACGGAACUGAAUGUCAUAUGAGUUUUAUAAUGCACGGUGCAGCUCACAACGCGAUCACUCUGUACCCAUACUUCAGUAUCACCGCCUGGUCUUGGUCACCGGAAGUGAAACCCACGACUACCUUCAAAAACAAGCCUCUGUACGUCAUAUACCACGCGUCCAAUACAUACGUGGAAUACUUCGCGCCUCUCGAGUUCAAUAUCACUAUGGAGGUGCCGGCAGCGAGACAACGCGAGAGCUUCGUAGAAAUAUCCCACCACUCGCACAGGAUCUACAAUCCGCAGGAUUUCACUGAAAAUUAUAUAAAACUACUGAACAGCAUGCCCGAGCACUUCAACACGGCCAGCUUCCUCUCCUUCCGCGAUAACUACGUGUUUUAAAUCGUAACGAAGGUUCCGCUGCUUUGUAUUUUUCAAUACAUUUUUAUUUUUGAUUUUU